Messenger RNA from Gadus macrocephalus (Pacific cod), 2812 nucleotides. RefSeq names its product protein asteroid homolog 1-like. NCBI's taxonomy places the organism in Eukaryota, Metazoa, Chordata, Actinopteri, Gadiformes, Gadidae. Gene Ontology annotation, molecular function: nuclease activity. The transcript is spliced from 4 exons. The coding region runs from base 121 to 1929 and encodes 602 amino acids. The record is from RefSeq and is a predicted model, not a curated record.
UGUGUGUGUGUGUGUGUGUGUGUGUGUGUGUGUGUGUGUGUUGGUGUAUAAAGGAGCUGGAAUCCUCUCUGGGUUAGUCUAGUCACAUAGGUGAAGUGAGAACUUGACCUGUCAGUCACUAUGGGGGUAAAGGGCCUGUCUUCACUGCUGGAGGACAACAGAAGGAUCUCCCCGGACUUCCACUUCAGGGACAGCAAGCUGGUGGUGGAUGGAAACAAUCUGCUCUACCACCUCUACUUCUCGUCCAACCUGGACCAGAACCACGGCGGGGAGUACCUGGCCUUCCAGGCAGAGGUCAAGGCUUUCUUCAAGACUCUGGCCGACUGUGGAAUCAAACCAUACCUGGUGAUGGACGGAGGCUCCGGCACCAGCGACAUCAAACUGGACACCCUCCUGGACCGGGCCAGAGGAAAGGUCAAGAAGACCCAUGACGCCGCUUCGACGGGCAGGAAGGUCAACAUCCUCCCCCCCGUUACCAAGCACGUGUUCCGACAGACGCUGAACGAGCUGAACGUGCCGAUGGUCAAGUGCUUCGGAGAGGCCGACUGCCAGCUGGCUGCCCUGGCCAAAGAGUGGUGCUGCCCGGUUCUGUCCACAGACAGCGACUUCUACAUCUUUGACCUUCCUGGGGGGCUUCUGCACCUGGAUCACUUGCGGUGGCGCGCAGUGGAGACGCGUCGUGGCAUUCCCUGCAGGCGAUACACCACGUCCAACUUCUGCACCUUCUUCAACAUCGACCGCCAGCUGCUGCCCGUCUUCGCCUCGUUGGCUGGGAACGACUACGUGAACCUCAGAGAUGUUAAGUGGGCCAGAUACCUUCCAGCGGGAAGUCCUAAAAUGAAGUUCAGCGCCGCUAACCUGGUGGGCCUCCUGAGUUGGCUGGGAGCCAGGACAGACCGGAUGACAGAAGACACCCUGACAGCAGUGAUGAAACUCAUGCGCAGCAUGAGUCAACAGGCGCAGACGGAGGCGCGGAAGAUGCUGAAGACGGCCAUGCUGGAGUACGAGCUCCCCAGCUCCUCUCUGCGGGGGUUCUUCAGUGAGGGAACCUUUCCGCCGCUGCCCGCUGAGAUGUUGCGCUGCGUCCCCGACUGGGUCCGUGCGCCCCUGGCCAGAGGAGAGCUGAGCGGUGACGUGUUGGACCUGCUUGUGCACAGGCGGAUCAAACUGCAAACCCAGGUGGAACGCAGCGACCUACAGAGCUCCAACCUCACCUCGAAGCACAUCCGGCAGGUGUGGUACGGGCUGCUGCUGGGCCAGAGGGGGGGUGAGGUGGAGGAGUGGGACCGGGUCGGUCUGGAGCUCGCCAGUGUCAAGGUGCGACCGCUGGUCCAAGGAGCCGCUCAGACGCUGAGGCUGGACUCUCUACCCCAGGCAGACCGCGCUGUGAGGCUGCAGGUGUGUCUGGAGACGCUGGGCGUGGAGGAAGAGACGCUGGAGGGAGUCCCGGCUCACCUGCGCCUCCCAGUGGCUGUGACCCGCUACUGGCUGAGGAGGGCCAGCCCUGAGCCGACGCUCCUCAAAGCUCUGCUGAUGGUCAUGGUCCAAGGAGAACUGAACCGACGGAAGGGAGGGACAACAGGCUGGCAGGGGGAUACCAGACACAACCCUCAGCCUCUGGAUGGUGUCGUGGCUCACAGCUUCAACCAAUGGCAGGCCUGCCUGAAGGACGCCUCCCAGCUCAACCUGCUGCUCUGCAAGCCCCUCCCUGAACCCCACUACGCCUGGUUGUUCCAGGGCAGGCUGGUGCACCGGCAGAUCCAGAAGCUCCAGGAGAGGGAGCCAGAGGAGCACAGUGCCGACUUCACCCGCCUCUACAGGAGCCUCCUGGCAGCAGUGACCCAGCCAGACCCCGGGGGCGACGGGAGGGCUGGGGGGCCCGAGGCCCAGCUGAGGGCCAGCAUGGGCCAUCUUCGUCUCAACACCUAGGAGGGGGAGGAGGAGGAGGAGCUGGGCGGGGCUGAAGACAGUCCCUCUAUUUGGACUUUCAUUCAUUCAUGUCUCCCAUGUCUUAUGGCCUCGUUUAAAAUUAUAAAUUCCCAGGUUAAAAAUAAAUUAUAAUCAACAUCAUAACAAUGUCAUUUUAAGUGCUGGGUGAGGGGGGGGUCAUAAAGAAAAAUGUCUGCUCAUAUUUCAUUGACGUGGAGAUUCAUCCAGUCCCACAGAGAUGGACUAGAACCAAAAUAACAUCCUGUUUGGCAGUCAGAUGAGCUCACAAGUUUUUUCUCCAAAUACGUUCGUUAUUCAUUCAUCCUUCAACAUUUUAAACAAUUUGUUAGCCUGAUGAAAUGUUCUGUCUUGUCCCACGCAACUUUAAAGGGACAAUAUUUUGCCACCAGGUGUUACUGUGAUCAGUGUGACCUAGAUGUCUGAUUGGAUAGAUCCGUCUCCCAGCCCACCCAGUGGACUGUAGCAAAUGUCGCUGAUCUAUCCAUCAUACAUCUCAGUGGACACGCCCCCUUGUGAUGUCACUAAAACACAGGAAAAGGCCGAUUUUCAACAGCUUGUAACGGCCAAUCACACUCCCACCUAGUGGCAUAAUAUCACCCCUUUAAUUCAAACAAACCUUUCAUGGUCUACUAGCAGCCAUUUCGAAUGUGUUUAAUUAGAUUUUGAGUUAGAAAAUAAAUAUAUAUAAACAUACUAUAAUGUAUCCAGCUUUUGAUUUACAAUUAUUCCAUUGCAUUAAUUUUUUAAUUUCUUUAAACUGACAUGUUUUCUAUGUUUUAUUCGUUCCAUGGCAAUACAACUAUAGAGAAAAGUCCAUUGUUUCAAUAUUAAAAAUGUUUAAUAAAAGCUUAUUAAAAUUCAA